Mytilus californianus (California mussel) is the source of this 4528-nucleotide messenger RNA. Its product is annotated as electrogenic sodium bicarbonate cotransporter 1-like. Lineage: Eukaryota; Metazoa; Mollusca; Bivalvia; Mytilida; Mytilidae. Gene Ontology annotation, cellular component: plasma membrane. The coding region runs from base 109 to 3423 and encodes 1104 amino acids. Gene Ontology annotation, biological process: regulation of intracellular pH; monoatomic anion transport; transmembrane transport. The transcript is spliced from 19 exons. Gene Ontology annotation, molecular function: solute:inorganic anion antiporter activity; monoatomic anion transmembrane transporter activity; sodium:bicarbonate symporter activity. The record is from RefSeq and is a predicted model, not a curated record.
CUUUACUUACACUAAUACCUGCAGAAUCAGUAGUUGGAACUCAUUUUAACAGUACAAAUACGUAUGUAUUUUACACAGCCUUUGUAUAAAAUGUGAUAUUUUUGGAAAAUGAACGAAGAACAGGCAUCAUGUGGGCCUGCAGAUAGUAUAUCUGAAAGUGGUGAGGAUAAACUAAAAGGAAAGGUUAGACAUAGUGCUAAAUUUGAUAUCUCAGAAAACGAGGAAUUUAAUGACAUGCCGAGAGAGCGUGGCAAACGAGAAAGCAAAAUUAGCGUUUCUGAUAUCACAGUUGAAAGGCAACGUAGGCAAAGUAUAGCAGCAAACAUAAAAUUUCGAAUCGUUAAUCCAGUAAGAAGAUUAUCUAGAAGCGUACAAGAAACUUUGCAUACGUAUGCUUCAAAGCGGAGAGGAAGCACCUUACACGACCAACCUUUUGAAUAUAAUCCUACGGACUGGGUCCAGAGAAUAAUCAACAAUAAUAAAAGAGGUGUUUCGCAUAAAGCUCACAGCGUCUUCUGUGAAUUAGACGUCCUCCGGAAACAUAAUGAAAACUUUGAAUGGAAGGAAUCUGCAAGAUGGGUUAAAUAUGAAGAAAAUUUGGAAGAAGGAGGAAAGCGCUGGUCCAAGCCUCAUGUUGCCUCUUUGUCUAUGCACUCGCUGUUUGAACUGCGAUGUGCUUUCGUGGAAGGCGUUGUUUCACUAGACCAUGAUGCCCAUUCGCUAUCUAAUGUCAUAGACAAGCUCCUUGAAGAAUGGCAGGAUCAGAAUGAUAUGGACACAAGGUUACGCCCACAUCUUAGGGAUAUAAUGUUGGCAGGACAUAAACACAGCCAUGUAAAGCGUUCUAAGGCGUCUAAAGGAAGCAGAACUCUGUCCGAUAUUUCUGAUGAGAGAUUGGAAGCAGAAAAAGGAGGUAAUGGUUUCCACCUUUCAUCUAGUGCAAGUCUUGCAAGUAUGGAUAGCUCUGGAUUGCAGAGUGUUCCAAGUACACAAGAUCUCUCAAGUGACCCAACUAGUCCCAGUUAUAAGCCCAAUCUGAACUUUAUGAGGAAGAUUCCAAAAGAUGCCGAGGCUGCUAAUGUCAUGGUUGGAGAAGUUGAUGAGCUUGAGCAGAGAUUGGUUGGGUUUAUGAGGCUAAAAGAGCCACGUCUUCUUGGUGAUGUAACAGAAGUAGCAUUGCCGUCACGCUUCGUUUGUUUCAUGUUCGGACCGAAAGGAAGCAUGACCCAGCUAAUGGAACUUGGAAGAUGCAUAUCAACUAUGAUGGUUGACGAGAUAUUCCGAGAAUUGGCUUACAAAUGUCUAGAAAAAGAAGAGUUCUUGGCUGGUGUUGACGAGUUCAUGGAACAAGUAACAGUUCUACCGCCUGGCGAAUGGGAUCCAAAAAUUCGUCUGGAACCACCUUCAAAAGUUCCAUCUCAGAAUUUUAGAAAGAAUUCAAUUAAUCCGUACCUUGGGAAACUUUUACCAGCAGAAGAUGAGGGAGGCCACAGUAUAGAUGAUCCGGCACUCACGUGGUCAAAAAUACCAUUCAAGGGUUUGGUAGACGAUAUUAAACGAAAGGUUCCACAUUAUCUCACUGACUUUAAGGAUGCCUUACAUAUCCAAUGCUUUGCUUCAUUUGUCUAUGUGUUCCUUGGAACCCUGACACCGAACGUAACAUUUGGUGGAUUGCUUGGUCAAGCUACUGAUCAGUAUAUGGGAGUGAUGGAGUGUAUAUUUGCAGCAGCAGUUACUGGUGUCUUGUUUGCCUUAUUUGGCGGUCAACCACUGAAUAUUCUAGGAAGCACAGGUCCCAUGUUAGUGUUAGAAACAAUCAUCUAUAAUUUAUGCAAAGAUAAUGAUUGGGAUUUUAUGCCGGCGCGAUUCUGGGUAGGAAUGUGGACUGUGCUAUUCAUUCUAAUUAUAGUCAUAUUCAACCUGAGCUCCUGCGUCAAGUAUAUCACUCGAUUCACAGAAGACAGUUUUGCUACACUGAUUGCAGUGAUAUUUAUUGUGGAGGCCUUCAAGAAGUUAUUUGAGAUAGAAACGAAUUAUCCUGUUAACUUUAAUCCUGAUGAUCCCAUCCCUUUCAACUGUUCAUGCAGUAGUACAUGUAAUGAAAACGUCACAACAGCGCUCGCGGGCCUCGGGUAUGGUGCUUUUACCAACUAUACGUGCACAGGAACUGAUAAUUUUACGACCAGCAAUAUAAGUAUCAAUUGGGAAGGAUUGACACCAGCCGGAUGUAGUGAAUUUGGGGGAAGCUGGGUUUGCGAUCCUAAACAAUAUUAUGGCGAUGUGUUUUUCCUGUCCGUUAUUCUAUUUGCUGGAACUUUUGGAAUAACAGUCUUAUUGAUUUCAUUCAAAACUAGCUCACUGUUUCCAAAUGUGAUUCGUCAAAGAGUUAGUGACUUCAGUGUGUUGAUUGCCAUUGUUUCCAUGGUGUUGCUCGAUUAUUUCCUGGGUCUCCCGACACCAAAACUAACUGUACCAAGCGAAUUCAAGCCAACAAGACCAGGUCGUGGAUGGAUCGUUAGUCCCUUUAGUGAUAAGAACCCGUGGUGGUUGUAUUUGGCUGCUAGCGUUCCUGCCGCACUUUCAACAAUCUUGGUCUUUUUAGAUCAACAAAUUACUGCUGUGAUUGUCAAUAGAAAAGAACAUAAAUUACAGAAAGGGGUUGGUUACCAUUUAGAUAUGUUUAUAGUUGCAAUUACUGUGGCUAUUCAUUCAUUGCUUGGUCUUCCAUGGUAUGUAGCUGCCACUGUGUCUGCACUUGCUCAUGUCAGAAGUUUACAGAAAGAAUCUGAAUGUACAGCUCCCGGCGAAAAACCAGUGUUUUUGGGAGUCAGAGAACAGAGAGUAACAGCUUUAUUUAUUGGUAUACUAAGUGGUUUGGCCGUACUCAUCACCAGUGUUCUUAGGAUUAUACCAAUGCCUGUGUUAUAUGGGGUCUUCUUUUUCAUGGGAUUUUCAGCAUUGCGCGGACAACAAUUUGUGGAUCGUCUGAUCUUGUUCCUGCAACCACGUAAAUAUCAACCAGAUGUCCCAUACAUUCGUCACGUACAAUUAUGGAGAAUUCACAUGUUUACCAUUAUCCAGAUAAUCUGUUUGGUGCUAUUGUGGGUCGUGAAGAGUAUAAAAGCUAUAUCCAUUGCAUUUCCCCUUCUGGUGUUAGCUACUGGAAUAGUACGAAAAAUGCUGGAGUGUGUUUACACAAAUCACGAGCUGAAAUAUAUCGAUGAUGUUCUUCCUGGAAGUGAAAAGAAGUCUCACAACGAGGACAACGAGAAAAUAGAUGUUCCAUAUAAAACCUUUAGCAGCAUCGAUUCCGUCAGCACAAUAGUAGAGGGCAAAGAAAACGGUAUUAAACCGAGCUUUUAUGUUGAUGAGGAAUGUGACCUGAAACAGAGGACAAAAGCUCAAGGAAACACAAAACUUUGAAAUAUGACAUUCUAACUUAGAAUAUCAAAGAAAUGCCAAACUUUUAAAUGUGACAUUCCAUGUUGAAAUAUUAGAAAAGUUUGAUAUUUAUAAUUACAGAGUCUCUGAGAAAACUGAAACUUUUCUUUUUCAUAAACCUGAAAUGAAUUCCUUAUACCAACUGUUCUCAUACUUUUAGAUCUAAAUGUGAAACAUUGUAUCGUGGAUAAAAUGUAACCUAAAACGUACAAUACGUCAUGUGGAUUUGUAAGUUUUUAUGUCAAUGAAUUAAAGUAAAUGUACUUUUUUUUUAAAUGAUGAUAAAAGCAAUGUGAUAAACAUAUAUGCAAUUUAUAUAUGAUUUACAAAUAUUUAGUAUUUUCAUUUCUUUAUUCAUAUUUGUCUUCCUUAAAAACUAGUUAGUGCAAUUUUUUAACGUCUUUCUUUAUAGAAUAAUUGUAUAUUGAAGUGGCUAUAGAAUCUUCUCUUCUAUGUACAUAUUCCGUUUAGUCACACGGUUCAUAUCAACCUUUUUUUAAUAUCAGCAUAUCAUCUUAAGAUUGUCUAAUAUUCAUACUAGUAGUUUAUUAUUUUACGGAAAUAUUUUUUAUGUUUAAUUAGCUAGUGUUGUUAAACAUUUCAGGAAAUCCAUAUAUUUUUUUAUACAUUUUAUUAUUAUGAAAUCUCUAUUUUUCUUUGUUUUUCUUCAUUUUGCUACUUUGGUUAUACUUUUAAUAUAUGCUUCUCUAAUGUUUGCUGAUAUUUUGCAUAUUUUGUGGGUUUAUUUAGAUUAAAUAAAAUUCCAAAGUUGCAUUAUAAAAAAAUAAAAUUUAAACUAAAUAAAAAACAACUUUGAUGCAUUCAUUCAAUUGGAUAGUGGCAUGUGUUUUUUUAAAUAGCUUAUAGUAAAACUACUUAGCUAUGCAUGGAAAUAAUUAUAAUAAAUAUGUAUGUUCAAAUUAAGUAAUUGUUCUUGUUCAAUGAUAGAUGGUGCUACUUUAAGGAACGAACUUCGUCUGACAGCAAGUUAUGAUUUAUACCAUAGAAAUUAUGAAUGCUAAAUUGAAAUGUUUUAAAAUAAUAAUAAAAAAAUGAUAAUAAAUGGUGUCUGAUUUAUUAUUUUUUA